Messenger RNA from Lontra canadensis (Northern American river otter), 1830 nucleotides. It is a transcript of the gene CUNH11orf87, whose product is annotated as chromosome unknown C11orf87 homolog. The transcript has 2 exons. Lineage: Eukaryota; Metazoa; Chordata; Mammalia; Carnivora; Mustelidae. The coding region runs from base 906 to 1496 and encodes 196 amino acids. The record is from RefSeq and is a predicted model, not a curated record.
AUGCCGGAGGGAAGGUCCGUUCCCCAAACUUUGCAAACGAAAACCCAGACCCUUCCAUUUCCAGUCCCCCUAGAAAGAAGCAGGAUACUGCCGAGUGCGGGGCACAGGAAGAUGGAGAGAAGGGGGCGUUUGCGGGGAUGUGCUUUAGCUGAAAAAGGUGUUUCAGCUGCUUUUCUUUUUCUGAUUGGGGGGCGGGGGUACCAGGGAAGAAGACUGUAGAAUGGAGGGAGCGUGAUCCAGCGCUUCAGCUGUGGUCACGGACAGAGGCGGAGUGGGAUGUGGUUGCUGUGGUGCCCCCUUGGGAAUGGGACUUAAGGGGACUGAAGCCGGCCAGGGAAGAGGAGUCUGGAGGGGAAGGGAAGAGAAGGCAGUACUGCGCACCCGGAGCCCGCUUGUUCGGCGCUUGGGGGUGGGUGCUGGGAAGGGUGGGAUGCACAGGAAGACAUCCACUAAGAGGGCGAAGGAAGGAGGCGAGUCGGUGCUCUGGGAAGCGGGGACCGCGUUCCCAGGCGGCUGUGUGUCUGUUCCAAUUAGAAAGUUGUGGAGGGCCGAGGAAGGCUGCCUUAUCUGCUGAGUAAUCUGUCUCUCCGCGGUGCCGGCGCAGACCCCCUCCCAGCGAGUGGCGCGGCGCGAAAGCUGGCGGCUCGGCCUGGUGCCUUGAGAGAGGAAAAGGGCGCGCGGACACGCGUUCCAGGCGGGGCCAGAGAGGAUCUCCUGGGCACCGCUCGCUUCCUGGCCGGCUUGCUUGUCCGCGGUUGCUCUCUCAGCCCUUCGCUCGCGCGUGCAUCCCCUCCCGCACCAGGGAGUAGUUUUGGGUGGCGUGGGCUCGUCCUCUUCUUUCCUGGUGGGAACGGUUGCCCAAGAGAGGAAGCCUGGUGGGCCCGGCCCCUCCCAGCCCAGCGCCGAUGAGUGCCAGGGCGCCCAAGGAGCUGAGGCUGGCGCUGCCGCCGUGUCUCCUCAACCGGACCUUUGCUUCCCCCAACGCCAGCGGCAGUGGCAACGCGAGCGCCCGUGGCGCGGGCGGCAGCGGCGGCGGCACCUGCAUCACGCAGGUGGGACAGCAGCUCUUCCAGUCCUUCUCCUCCACGCUGGUGCUGAUUGUCCUGGUCACCCUUAUCUUCUGCCUCAUCGUGCUGUCCCUCUCCACCUUCCACAUCCACAAGCGGAGGAUGAAGAAGCGGAAGAUGCAGCGGGCGCAGGAGGAGUACGAGCGGGAUCACUGCAGCAGCAACCGCGGCGGCCGGGGGCUGCCACCGGUGGGCGGCCAGGCCCCCACCCAUGCGAAAGAAACCCGGCUGGAGAGGCAGCCCCGGGACUUGGCCUUCUGCGCCCCCUCCAACGCUUCCUCUUCGUCUUCGGCCCCUGGUCUUCCACGCCAGGGUCCCUGUGCCGCUCCACCUCCCCCGCCGGCCCCCAGCCCGCAAGGAGCACACGCGGCCUCCUCCUGUUUGGACACAGCUGGCGAGGGCCUUUUGCAAACGGUGGUCCUGUCCUGAUUGUUUAGCCCCCUCCUUCCCCUUCCUCAUUUCCAGCAUCUUUGCCGUCCUUGCUUUUUUUCCCCCUCCAUCUUUCUUCUUCCACUUUUCUCUGCCCCCCCCCCACCUCUUCUUUCCCUGUCUGCCCUCCCCUUACUCUGUUCCUCCUCCGCCGAGGCACUGUGCGGCAUUUGUAAAUACUGGGCGAGGAAAGUCUCAAGAAAUAGCGCUGAUAAUACUUUAUUAUUAAUAUUUAUAGUAAUUAUAUACUAAUAACACAAUCCAAGCGCAUGACAAAUCACCUAAUUUCUCAUUGUUGAUGAAGGAUGCGUCUUCCCUCUCCACCCUGCACCCC